This is a messenger RNA of Lathyrus oleraceus (garden pea), 1056 nucleotides long. RefSeq names its product F-box/kelch-repeat protein At3g23880-like. The annotation marks the transcript as partial. Lineage: Eukaryota; Viridiplantae; Streptophyta; Magnoliopsida; Fabales; Fabaceae. The transcript has a single exon. The record is from RefSeq and is a predicted model, not a curated record. Gene Ontology annotation, molecular function: protein binding.
CCCACUCUUCCUUUUGAUAUCAUAACAGAAAUACUCUCUAGGCUACCCGUGAAAAUCCUUCUCCAAUUUCAAUGCGUCUGCAAAUCAUGGAAUUCACUAAUAUCCGAUCACAAAUUUGCCAGAAAGCAGUUUAACCUGUCAACCAACCCCAACCUCCACGUCAUAAGCUACGACGAUCCCUCACAGCGGUAUGUUUUAAGGUCUUAUCCCCUCCAAUCCGUUUUCACCGACCUAACUACUAAUUUCAUUCAGCUUGGUUUUCCAUUUAACAGUCCUUAUAAGCACUACUUGCAUUACAUUGUUGGCUCUUGUGAUGGAAUUCUUUGUCUUGCCGAUUAUUGUAACUGUUUUGUUGUAUUGUGGAAUCCUUCUAUUCGAAAAUUCAAAGAAUUGCCCUCUUUUGAAAAGCCACAAGUGGUUGGUUCAGCAAAGUUUGGCUUCGGCUAUGAUAAUAUUUCUCAUAAUUACAAAGUGGUUGUUGUUUACAACUCAUAUAGGAGUGCUAUCAAUGAAGACACAGCUAAAAUAAAGGUUUAUAAUUUGAGAACCAAUUCUUGGAGAACCAUUCAGACAUUUCCUUUCUCUACUUACUUCGGCUAUGAUCAAUCAGGAGUACAUGUCAGCGGUACAAUUAAUUGGUUGGCCGCUACUAAAUGGUGUCUUCCACUUUUUAUUGUUUCUUUUGAUUUAGGUAAGGAUUCUUAUCAAAAGAUUUUUACUCCUGAACAUGGACGGAUUAAUGCAUGGUCGAAGUUGUGUGUGUUGAGGGAUUGCUUGUGCAUAAUUUCUUAUUAUGAUGUUUGGGUAAUGAAGGAGUAUGGAAUUAAAGAGUCUUGGACUAAAUUGUUCAAAGUUUCUAACUUGCCAGAACAAACUAUGUCUUCUUUCUUGACCAAGGCAUUAUAUAUUUUUGAAGACGAUCAAGUUCUGUUGGUGGAGAGAUGGAAAAAGAAGUUGAUAGUUUAUGAUUUAAAGAGUGACACUUUUAAGACUACCGUAAAGUUUCCAACCCUUCCAGAAAUCUGCACCGAGAGUUUGAUAUCACCUUGUUUUUAA